AUGGAUGACGACGACAUUCAGGAGGCCAGCAUCAACCCGGAGGAGACCCCCGUCUCCAAGACAGCAACCUCGACUGCCAACUCGACCACCUCCGGCGACGGUGCCGCGGCCACUGGCGCCAGUUCUGCUACUGCGGAUGCUGCUGCUGCUGCUGCUGCUGCAACUUCCGCAGAUGCUUCCAAGACCGAGGCAGGCUCCGAGCCGGCGUCUGCUCCGGCCGCUGAUGAGGCUGCGCCCCCGAAGCCGCCGCGGCCAUUGACUGAGCAGCAGAAGAAUGAGCAGACCCUGAAGGAAGCUUUUCCGGCCGUGGAUGCGGCCGUCAUCAAGGCCGUCCUCACCGCCAGCCGGGGCAACAUUGAGGCCGCCUUCCAUGCCCUCCUGGAGAUGACCGAUCCCGACGCCGCCCAGCACGAGCCCGCACCACCACCACAGCCCCCCCGUCCCGUCCAGCAAACCCCCGUCCAUCCUGGUCCUGGUGGCGGUCGCCUGUCUCCUUAUAGCCAGAUGGUGGCAGACGAGGAGUACGCGCGGCAGCUUGCGCAGCACUACGAGGCCGAGGACGGCGAGUACGAGGCACGCACGAGCCAUGGGUCUGGCUAUGGCCGGUCGCGCGGCGGCUACCAGAGGGGCCAGAACCUCAAACCCAAUGAACUGUGGGGCGACAAGGAGCACAGCUUCAUCGACGACGACCUUCCUGUGAUCCAAGAGAACCUGCGCAAGGGCUUUGCGGAGACACAGACAAAGUUCAACUCCUGGUUCACGGGAAUCAAGAAGAAGAUCAACGAAGAAUGGAACAGCGGCGAGAACGACGACGGCGAAUACCACCAGGGCGGCGCCGGCAGCCCCUCCCGAGGCCAGAGCGCGACAAGCUAUGCCCGCUACGGUUCACGUCAGCCCCAGCGCCGCAGCGGCGAUUACGAUGCCGAUCCGGAAGUGCUGAGCGACGACUUUGCUGGUAUCCAGCUGCACGGCGAUGGCACCCCCGUGAGACACAACCCCAACGUUUUCCGUCCACCUCCGUCGUCGACCUCGCCCCGCCCCGGCUCUGAGCGCAAGGUCGCCUUCCGUGACCAGGAUGAGACCAUUGACAUGUACAGCGCAUCGCCCAAGCUGCCGCCCAAGGACGGACCUGGCAACCGCGCGGCGUCACCGGCAGCUGGUGCUGGUGCUGGUGGCGCCAAGGCCAGCAAGUGGCAACCCAUGUCCUCCGUCGACCCCACGCCCAUGGCCGACAACGAUCCGUUCAGCCUGGGUGACAGCGAGGAUGAAAAGGACAACAACACGUCGUCGGCUGCCGCCAAGAGCGCCACGGCCAGCAAGGGAGAUGCCGCGACCGAGAGUGCUGGCGGCGCCAAAUCGUCGACAUCCUCUACAUCGCCCGAGGACGCUGAGCGACUGCGCAAGGCUGCCGCCGAGGCAAUGGCAGACAGCCUGGUGGAAGAUAAGACGAAGUAG
Messenger RNA from Sporothrix schenckii 1099-18, 1455 nucleotides. Its product is annotated as CUE domain containing protein. Lineage: Eukaryota; Fungi; Ascomycota; Sordariomycetes; Ophiostomatales; Ophiostomataceae. The coding region runs from base 1 to 1455 and encodes 484 amino acids. Gene Ontology annotation, cellular component: cytoplasm. The transcript is spliced from 2 exons. Gene Ontology annotation, molecular function: ubiquitin conjugating enzyme binding; ubiquitin binding. The record is from RefSeq and is a predicted model, not a curated record. Gene Ontology annotation, biological process: ubiquitin-dependent protein catabolic process.